GUUUAUUCAAUGAGGUUGUGCAGAUGAACUUUGAAAUCGCCAGCUUCAGCAGCCUGUCGGGGAGUCAGCCCAUCACCUGGCAGGUGGAAUACCCGCGGAGGGGGACCACGGACAUCGCCGUGUCUGAGAUCUUCAUCAGCCAGAAGGACCUGGUUGGCAUCGUGCCCUUGGCCAUGGACACUGAGAUUCUGAACACCGCCAUCCUCACGGGAAAGACAGUUGCCAUGCCCAUCAGGGUGGUCUCCGUGGAGGAGAACAGUGCCGUGACGGAUAUCUCGGAGUCGGUGGAAUGCAAGUCCACAGACGAGGAAGUCAUCAAAGUGUCCGACCGCUGCGACUACAUCUUUGUCAAUGGCAAAGAGAUGAAAGGCAAGGUGGACACGGUGGUGAACUUCACAUACCAGCACCUGAGCGCCCCCCUGCACGUCACCGUGUGGGUGCCCCGGCUGCCCCUGCAGAUCGACGUCUCUGACACGGAGCUGAGCCAGAUUAAAGGCUGGAGGGUCCCCAUCGUGGCCACUAAGAGGCCCACGCGAGACAGCGAGGAUGAAGAAGAGGACGGGCGGCGGGGCCGAGGCUGCGCCCUGCAGUACCAGCACGCCACCGUGCGGGUCCUCACUCAGUUUGUGUCUGAGGGCGCCAGCCCCUGGGGCCGGCCAAGCCACCUGCUCAGUCCCGACUGGCAGUUCGACAUCACCCACCUGGUUGCAGACUUCAUGAAGCUGGAGGAACCCCACGUGGCCACUCUCCAGGACAGCAGGAUCCUGGUCGGGAGGGAGGUUGGCAUGACAACCAUCCAGGUGCUGUCCCCACUGUCUGACUCCAUCCUGGCCGAGAAGACAGUAACCGUGUUAGAUGACAAAGUCUCGGUGACAGACUUGGCCAUCCAGUUCGUGGCUGGGCUGUCUGUCACCCUUCACCCCAGCACAGAGAACAGCAAGGCCGUCACGGCUGUGGCCACAGCUGAGGAGCUGCUGCGAACCCCCAAACAGGAAGCCGUGCUCAGCACUUGGCUGCAGUUCAGCGAUGGCUCAGUGACGCCCCUGGACAUCUACGACACCAAGGACUUCACCCUGACCGCCACGUCCCUGGACGAGGCCGUCGUGUCAGUCCCCCAGCCCCGCUCGCCCAGGUGGCCCGUUGUCAUGGCCGAAGGGGAAGGCCAGGGACCCCUGGUCCGAGUGGACCUGACCAUCGCGGAGGCUUGCCAGAAAUCCAAACGCAAGAGCGUCCUGGCCGUGGGCGUCGGCACUGUCAGGGUCAAGUUCGGCCAGAAUGACGCCGACUCCAGCCCCGGCGGGGCCUACGAGGAGGCCGAGAUGAAGAACCACGCCAGCGGCCGGCGCCAGAAGGGCCAGGAGGGGCCCUGGUACGGCAGCUCCUCCGCGGAGCGCGACGACGGGGCCCCCCGGAGGGGCAGCCCCACGGCCAAGUCGCUGCUGGACAACAAGGUGGGCAAGAACAGCCGGCUGGACGGGGCCCGGCUGGCGGGCGAGGGCCAGCUGCAGACCAUCCCCAUCGACUUCGCCAACUUCCCGGCACAGGUGGACCUGCCGCGGGCGGGGGGCGGGCCGGGGGCCGGCGACCUGGUGCAGGCGCCCCGCGGCCUGAGCGACCUGGAGAUCGGCAUGUACGCCCUGCUGGGGGUCUUCUGCCUGGCCAUUCUCGUCUUCCUCAUCAACUGCGCCACCUUUGCCCUCAAGUACAGGCACAAGCAGGUGCCCCUGGAAGGCCAGGCCUCCGUGACCCACUCGCACGACUGGGUGUGGCUGGGCAACGAGGCGGAGCUCCUGGAGGACGUGGGCGACGGGUCCCCCCGGCAGGACGAGCACACGACCGUCAUAGACGAGAGCGACCGCCUCCUGCUCAACGGAGGUUCCCAAAAGCACGGGCACAGCCAGGUCCCCAGGCCUGCCGACUCCGGGGACAGACAGGGCAAGGACCAGAAGCUCGAGCCCCUGCACUCACCCACCUCCAAGAGGAAAAAGGUGAAGUUCACCACCUUCACCACCAUCCCCGCCGACGACAGCUGUCCCACCGUGAACUCCAUCCUCCGCGGGACCGACGAGGACAUCCAGUGGGUGCGCCAGGACGUGGGCGUGGGCGCCCCCAAAGAGCUCAGAGAACACCUGGAGAAGUUCAAGGACAAAGCCUAGGCCCCUCUGGCCGAAGGGCCAGCGCUUG
Messenger RNA from Aethalodelphis obliquidens (Pacific white-sided dolphin), 2184 nucleotides. It is a transcript of the gene TMEM132C, whose product is annotated as transmembrane protein 132C. The record is from RefSeq and is a predicted model, not a curated record. Lineage: Eukaryota; Metazoa; Chordata; Mammalia; Artiodactyla; Delphinidae. The transcript is spliced from 6 exons. The coding region runs from base 24 to 2156 and encodes 710 amino acids.